UUGAACUCGUCACCUUUCCUAGAAUUCUUUCUAACGCGUAAAAUAAUCGUCGAGUUGAUCGAUCGCAGAAGGAGUUUGCGUACUGGUGAACACCCACGCAUCAUCGGCAAAUUGUCAAUUUUUCAUGCAGCCGAUGCCUGGGAUACAACAUUGCAUCCCAGACGUAAUCAGUAUCAUCGGUAAAUAACCAGGAGUAUCAAUUCAAAAGUUCCAGGCGAAAUGCCGUCCGUCAGGAGAAUGAUCCUGGGGCACGUGAUGUCUGGGAUGUGCUCCAAGAUGAAUCGUACAAAGCGGUUGGAUGGAGACUCCCUGGAGACGCCACUGAAGAGAUGUCUAACAACAUUUGACAUGACUCUGUUGGGUGUUGGACACAUGGUCGGCGCUGGGAUAUACGUUCUCACCGGGAGUGUAGCUCACGACAUAGCGGGUCCUGGAGUAAUCCUGAGUUUUCUGCUGGCUGGUCUUGCCUCUCUCCUAGCAGCAUUUUGUUACGCUGAAUUUGGUGCACGUGUUCCAAGAGCAGGUAGUGCCUACGUCUACACCUACGUAUCCGUCGGUGAAUUCUGGGCAUUCGUCAUCGGCUGGAACAUCAUCCUGGAGCACAUGAUUGGAGCAGCUUCAGUGGCAAGAGCCUGGAGUGGCUACGUCGACUCAUUAUCCGGUGGAGUUCUAAGUAAUUGGACACGAGGAGUUUUUUCAGGUUUAGAAAUGGGUGAACCUCUGGCUCGUAUACCCGAUCCUCUAGCUGCAGCUCUCUGUCUAGUUUACGCACUUCUCCUGGGAUGCGGUGUGAAGGCCUCAGCUAGACUCAACUCUGCCCUCACACUCGUGAAUCUAGCAGUGAUUGUUCUGGUGAUUGGCCUGGGAUUUCGAUACGCUAAAUUGGAUAAUUGGGUCAACCCAGAUCACGGUGGAUUUCUUCCCUUUGGCUUCACUGGAGUUCUGGCUGGUGCUGCAAGCUGUUUUUACGCAUUCGUAGGUUUUGAUUCAAUUGCUAGCUCUGGGGAAGAGGCACGAGAGCCCAGUCAGAGCAUUCCUCGAGCAACAGCUCUGUCAAUGGCUAUUGUCACCCUAGGAUACGUAACUCUCAGUGGAAUGCUCACCCUCAUCGUUCCCUAUGGUGAUAUCAAUCCAAGUGCUGCAUUGCCAGAGGCUUUCUCUGCUAAUGGUGUCACCUGGGCUAAAUACGUUAUCAGUAUCGGUGCACUUUGUGGCAUGACGACAACUCUCUUUGGAUCCCUGUUCUCUCUACCCAGGAUCAUGUAUGCCAUGGCCAGUGAUGGCCUUCUCUUCUCAUUUCUCGCUCGGGUCAACGAGAGAACUCAAAUUCCAUUGAUCACUCUAGCUAUUAGUGGAAUCCUCAGUGCGAUAAUUGCAUUAUUGUUCGAUCUUCGGCAUUUAGUUGAGUUCAUGUCCAUCGGUACAUUCCUGGCGUACACCAUCGUCUCAGCUAGUGUUAUUGUUCUUCGUUAUCGCCCAUAUCAAUCACUCGACGGACUCCCCCAGAACUUGAGGUCCAAAAAUAAGACCAGCGAAUUAGAAUCACCGGGGAGUGAUAGCUCGGCAACCAGUAGCAGCAUCGCAGGAUCAUCAUCACCUGAUCAGUCUGAGCUGCUGGAGAGCGAGAGUUUGAAUCCUGUCGGUCGUCUGAAGAAGCGAUACAUUUGGAUGACAAACAUCAUCGGCAACUGGGAGCCUGGAACAGCAGUUGUGGCAGCUGUCAUUAUUUACACUGGAGGAUGUGCAUGCAUCUGCAUCCUAACAGUUAUGCAAAUGGAGACUGUGUGGGACGACAUCCUCUACGUCUACAUGCUGUUAGUGACAGUCGCCAGUCUUCUGGUGAUCAGAGCACACGAGCAAUCACCCCCGGUUAACGAUAAAUUCCGGGUGCCUCUCGUACCCUGGAUACCUGCUCUGAGUAUUUUUACGAAUGUUCUGCUCGUCAGCCACUUGCAUAUCUUGACUUGGUUUCGAUUUCUCAUCUGGAUGUUCAUUGGAAUGUUCAUCUACUUCCUGUACGGCAUUCAUCAUAGCACCGAGGCAUCCGGUCCCAACUCCUAUUCCGUUCUGAUGACAACACUGGAGGCAGAACAGGCACAGGCUCGCAAUAAAUGGAAUUCUGGUCUUAAAUUCAAGGCCGCACGCUCACAAUCUCAACGAAAUCCGGAUAAACAGCCAAUUUUAACUAGUGACUCGUACAAUCGUUGAUUUUAAUUCACCGUAUGAGUUUGCAUUGUCAAUUUGUUAAUUUCAGGUAUUAAGAAUCAAAUCCCUUUCAUAAUUUUCGUUGAACAGACGAAAAAGACUGCAUUCAUCAUGUUCAUCGUAUUUGAUGUGUCAUCCAGUCGCUGAGCGUACAAUGGAUAUUAGAUUUUGUAUAUUUUUCUCUGGAGAAAAUGAAUUAUUAGCUAAUGAAAAAUGUUGAUCUCUUAAUAUUUUAUGUUAGACGACAGGCCUAUAGAUUAGAUUGAGAUCUAGCCAUCGCUAUCUCGAUCUAUCAUUGAUGUUGUAAAAAUUGUGAAAAUACAUCUAAUUUGAUCAA
Fopius arisanus is the source of this 2542-nucleotide messenger RNA. RefSeq names its product cationic amino acid transporter 4. Gene Ontology annotation, cellular component: plasma membrane. Gene Ontology annotation, molecular function: amino acid transmembrane transporter activity. The record is from RefSeq and is a predicted model, not a curated record. The transcript is spliced from 5 exons. Lineage: Eukaryota; Metazoa; Arthropoda; Insecta; Hymenoptera; Braconidae. Gene Ontology annotation, biological process: amino acid transport; transmembrane transport. Bases 220 to 2208 code for a protein of 662 amino acids.